Lepisosteus oculatus (spotted gar) is the source of this 2654-nucleotide messenger RNA. The record is from RefSeq and is a predicted model, not a curated record. Lineage: Eukaryota; Metazoa; Chordata; Actinopteri; Semionotiformes; Lepisosteidae.
GAGGAUAUACAGGGAGGUUUACACAUAAUCCUUAUAUGGUUACUAUUGCAUUUUCAUCUUUCAUUUUCCAGUUAAGAGCUGCCUUUGAAAAAAAAUCCCCACUUUCUCGGGGGUAGCAUCAAAGACCACGGCUUGUCGGUAUUAGAGACUUGUCAAAGGUCACAUGACGACCCGAUGGCAGCGGAAGCGAUUCUGCGCCCUCUUCGUGGGCAUCAUGGGCGGUGUAGCGGUAAGCCUGCCCUUCCAGUGCUGGCUUUCCCAGGAGACUGAUACAGAUUUUGUUUGUUUGUUUUUUUUUAAAUACUUUGAUUAUUUCGCAUUGCUCUUCCCAGCAGGCGCAAGCCAUGGCAGCGGGCUCACAUUAAUAGUCAAAGACAUACUGGCACGUUAUCACAUACAUAAAAUGAAGCGGUCAGGGAGGUACCCUGUGUUUGAGUAUUUUAAAGUGGAAGUAAAGGGGUAUUUGCAGACUAUUUCGAAAUGCAAAAAUAUGAAAGCGGUGCGGACAUUAUUUUUAUUUCAUUUGUUGAACCUUUUUUCAUAACUUGAAUUUUAUGUAGUAGUAUGUACCCCUGACGAUAUUUUUGUUUUGAAUUGUUCUAUGUACUCUUGUUUGUAUUGUAAUUUUUUGUUCUUUUGUUAAGCAUAAAUAAAAAAAUUAACAGUCAAAGAUGCGUGGUUCGCACACGUAACACGUGUAUCAUCUUAACCGCAGGGCGAGCAAGCUCCCCGUUUAACUUCCGGUUUACGUGCGGCAUGUUUUGCGAUCAGUCUCUCUUUAACAGCGUUAAAUUUCUUUAAUUUCGAGCGUGGCUAUUUUAUUUAAAAAAAAGAAACCCGAGACGUUCGGGUACUUCAGUACCGUUGGUAAUGUUUUACGUAUCGUCGCGGUUAUAUUUAAGUAUUUCGACAUUAGCGUUGUAAACUCUUCAUGAAACUGCUGCGAUUUUUGCCUCCUGUGUCCAGUUCGUUAAUACAAGUUAGCUCCGUUACUGCCUGGGGAUUGAGCGUUGCAAGAGUCGUGUACUGCAAUUCAUAACGGGAACAGUAAUGGCGAAAAAAUUAGCUAGCUACUAAAUCCAAAGGUUGGGUUUGUUUUUCUGUACGUCUGUAUGGGUGCCCCGGUACUUUCCCUAUCCACGUUUGCAACAUUAGUAUCUUCAAAGACGCCUGUGGAAGUCAAAUAUAUUUUGAUGUGGGACUAUUGGGGACAGAACAAUGCAUACUUCGAGGGCCACCCAGACGUACUGCGUCAGGCAGUACUUUUGCACCAGGAGGAGGCGACUGAGGACUGUGAUGCGUGAGCCUCUUUUCUUCCCGGGACAAUUCUGCACCAGCCCCAGGGAAGACCCCGACCACACCAGCGCCCUGAGACAGCUGUGCGCAUCCCGGCACUUCAUAGCGGCGGACCGCCUGGACGGGGACUCCCUUCGGAGGGGUAACCACAGCUACGGGCCCCUGGGGACGCAGCUGAAGAAGAACAUCCUGGAGCACUGGUGGGGCUCCGUGGUGAUGUCCCGGGCGCAGGUGUUUGGGAUCAGCACCCUGCACCAGCGCCGGGGCAGCCCGACACCCCGGGAGCGGGCUCUGAGGCUGGUGGACCGGGACGCCCUGCUGUCCGCGCUGCGCCAGGAGUCUCUCGGCAGGCAAGAGCUUGUAGAAGCCGUGGAGAGGAGCCUGACUGACGGCGUACCGGUGCGCAGCAGUCUGCUUGAAGGUACCUGCGUGCCUCUGUGUCUUCAGCCUGCAUAUCUGCUCCUCGGCUCUGGGGAGGAGCGGAGGCCUGACCCGUGCGCUGUUCCCCGCAGGCCGGGCGAGGUGACGCAGGCGUCGCUGGCGUGGUUCUGCUCCCCCCGCACUGCCAUGCAGUGGCUCGACUACUGGGCAAGGCAGCGGCUGCUGUGGUGGAGGAAGGUGGGUGCCCCCCGAAACCUGGCGCUCGGCGCCCCACGAGCCAGUGUGCAUUUUCCUCUAACCCUUCCCACGCUCUGGUUCUGUCUCCAGGUGCUGAAGCUCCAUCCCAGCCUGGCUCCGGUCAAAGUGGCCCUAAACAUGGGGCGGGGCCACACGAUGGAGCUGCGGCAGGUGUGUGAGGGAUUGCUCCAGGAGCUUCUGGAGAGUGGAAUAUCUGUGUGGCCAGGAUACCUGGAGACCAUGCCUUCCUCCAUGGAGCAGCUGCACACCAAGUACGACGAGAUGGGGGUGCUGUUCACCGUGCUGAUCAGCGACACCACCCUGGAGAAUGGGGUGGCGCAGGUCAGGAACCGCGACACCUCCAUCAAGGAAAUGAUGCACGUUUCCGAGAUCAAGGACUUCCUGGCCAAGUACAUCACGGCAGCCGAGAAGACCUGAGGGAGCCAAAAGAAACGUUUCACAUCUAAAUAAAAUAAAAAUAAAGACCACGUUCUGUGUUGUUUUUGAUGAAGCGUUUCUGUGUAUUGUCCUCAGGUUAAUGAACUUAAACUACGAUGGGUUUUGGGGUAUUACAAAAUGUUUAUCGGUGGACCCUAAAAACUGAAUUGAGGAACGGGUAUUUUUAAGGAUUACUUUAAAUCCUAUGAAUUGAUUGAUAUCCAUGUGCUUUUCCUGCGUAAUGUUACAGCAUUAGCAAACUGUUUAUUCCUGUAUUCAAUUAAAGGUGACCAAUCCUGUGA